This is a messenger RNA of Babesia sp. Xinjiang, 2043 nucleotides long. Its product is annotated as Long-chain-fatty-acid--CoA ligase 1. The transcript is spliced from 5 exons. Gene Ontology annotation, molecular function: long-chain fatty acid-CoA ligase activity. The coding region runs from base 1 to 2043 and encodes 680 amino acids. Lineage: Eukaryota; Apicomplexa; Aconoidasida; Piroplasmida; Babesiidae. Gene Ontology annotation, biological process: fatty acid metabolic process. Gene Ontology annotation, cellular component: endoplasmic reticulum; membrane. The record is from RefSeq and is a predicted model, not a curated record.
AUGGAAAAUAAAUGGAAUUACGCCAAUUUUGGUGGUGUACCAGGCUUCUAUGCCGUGCCUAUCGAAGGAACGGAAGAAGAAGGCUACUCCGCUAUAUACCGGAACUCAGGUGCACAAACACUCAAAAAUGCAUACGAUUAUGGAAACUUUAAAAAUAUGUGGGAUGUCUUUCAACAUGGACUCAAAAUGAACCCCGAUGCCCCUUGUAUAGGAAAAAGGGAAAUAAAACCAGAUGGAACAAAAGGAGCAUACAAUUUCAUGUCAUACAAAGAGGUAGAAAAACAAGCUAUCAUUAUUGGAAGUGCACUAGCACAAUUGCCAAUAGUACCACAAGUAUCAGAACACCCAGAAGUUAAAGAUGCAAAAAUGGUAGGAUUGUUCGUAGCUAACUCUAUAGAAUGGCUCAUUCUGGAACAAGCAUGUAACGCAUAUGCAUACACCCUUGUACCUAUAUACAACACACUCGGACUAGAAUCAAUCCACACUAUACUACUGAACUCAAGAAUAUCAGUACUACUAUGUACACCAGAAACCACCAGGACAAUAUUCACAGUACUGGAACUAGGCACAGGAGGCGUGGAGUUGCAGAUGAUCAUAUUGAUGGAAUGCGACACUAUAGAGGAGGAGUUUACUGCUAACAGAUACGGGAUCAAGUUCAUACUAUGGACAGACCUAGAACAAAUGGGAAAAGAUAAUAUCCUACCAGUAGCACCUGCUGAACCCGGAAAUUUAGCACUUAUAUCUUACACUUCAGGCACAAGCGGGGUACCAAAAGGGGUCAUGCUCACUCAAUACAACAUUACUAACCUUAUAGUAGUCACAUGCGAGGAUCAUGUCAAAAAAUCGUUCCCUGAAAAUCCAUUCGAAAGACAUAUCAGCUACCUACCUAUGGCACACCUAUUCGAAAAGAAUUUUGUUAAUGCGACUUACUAUUUCGGGGGGUGCAUUGGACUAUACUCAGGGGAUAUCAAAAAACUAUUGGACGAUGUUCAGGAAAUGAAACCAACAUUCUUCCUAGGUGUGCCAAGACUAUUCCAACGUAUACAUGAUAGAGUUAUGGCUGGAGUACUAGCGAAAUCCGCAAUUGUAAGGGGACUCUUCAACAUGGGACUCACAGCAAAAAUUAACAGAUUGGACAACCAUGGGAUAUACACACAUUCGCUAUGGGAUAAGCUAGUGUUCAAUAAAUUGAAAAAAUUACUAGGAGGACAGGUUCGGUGGAUGUUAGUAGGAUCUUCUAGCAUGAACCCUGUUAUUAUCAAACGACUGCGUGCAAUAUUUGGGGUGCCGUUGCUUUGGGGAUACUCGCUAACUGAAGGGUGUGCUGGAAGUGCAGCACAACACUUCUUCGACACCGACCCGACCGUUUGCGGUGGACCACUGUCCAACCAAGUGUUCCGCCUAAGAUCCAUACCAGACCUACAGUACUUUGCAGAUUCGGAUCUACCAAGGGGAGAACUGCUCAUCAGGGGAAACACUAUCAUGAACGGUUACUAUCGGAAUGAGGGUGCUACGAAUGAGGCACUGGUUGAUGGAUGGCUACAUACAGGUGAUGUCGUGGAGGUCACGUGCAGCGGAGCCAUACGUAUCAUUGACCGGGUAAAGAAUGUUUUCAAGCUGGCACAAGGGGAAUACGUAUCGCCAGAGUUUGUCGAAUCUAUCAUUAACAUGUCAACUUUGGUCGCACAGUCGUUUGUAUACGGAAACGCCGAGGAGAUCAUGCCAGUUGCCAUAGUUGUGCCUGAUGAGGAAGUAAUUGCUAAGUGGAAGUCGGACAAUAACAUGUCAAACCUAUCCUUUGAGGACGUGUGCCACACCACAGAGCUCAGAUUAGCUAUACUGGCUGAUCUGGCACGCCUAUUUGACGAGAACCGACUCCGGGGGUUCGAGAAAGUUAAAGCUAUAUACGUUGACCAUGAACUAUUCGCAGUAGAAAACGAUCUGUUGACAGUCACAGCAAAACUACGCCGCCACAAACUACGUGAACGAUAUUCUGCCGAAAUAAGCACUCUAUAUGAAGAAGCAAGGGCUACCGGCAACUAA